Molecule: messenger RNA, 1173 nt
Organism: Micromonas pusilla CCMP1545
Lineage: Eukaryota; Viridiplantae; Chlorophyta; Mamiellophyceae; Mamiellales; Mamiellaceae
Exons: 1
Coding region: 1-1173 (390 amino acids)
Source: RefSeq, a predicted model, not a curated record
AUGAGCCCGUCUCGUAACAGCGGUUGGUCCACUAAUUUUUCAAACGCCGCGAUCGCCUCCUCCUCUCGCUUCUGCGCCGCCUUCAGUCGUUUCGAAUACACACCCGCGUAUAUUCCGUUCUCCAACCGUUCGUGCUCUAAGCGCUUCAGCUCGUCCUCGCCGCUCGCCACGGAUCUCUCCCUCUUCAGUCGCUCGUCGCGUUCCGUGAUCGCUACGAGCUCGCGGAGCAAAGCCUCCCGCGCCGCUCUCGUCUCCUCGCGCUUUCCGUCCGCCAACAGAAGACCGCGUUCGCGUUCCCUCGUCGCAAUGCCGCGGAGCUUGCCGACGCACUCGAUGAAGAACGCCCUCCACCCGCGCCACGCGUAUGUAUCCGAGAAGAAGGCACAGGUACCGGCGCGGAUGCGGUCCUUCCCCGAUCGUUUCUUCUCCGUCACGAGCUUCGCCCACCGCUUCGUCGCGUCCACGCUCCUCCAGAACCCGUGCCGCGCGCACAGCCGCUCCCACACGUCCUCGCCGUCCGUGAGACUCGAUCGCAUGCGUCGAUCGCACUGGCGCAGCGCGCACACGGAGACGAAGUCGAGAUGGGCGAUCACGCGCUCCCAGAUCUCGUCGGGGAGACGCGGGAGGUGCGUCGUCGUCGUCGUCGUCGUCGUCGGCGGCGGCGGCGACAUCGCGCGCGCUCGCUUCUUCGCCAUCCCCGCCGCCGCCGCGUCGCGCGUCUUCCCUCCCUCACCGCGACCUCUCCUCGGUCGCGGCGUCGAACAGCCGAUCGAGCGUCGCGCUCUCGGCGUCGACGCGGUCGAGGAUCUCCCCUCGAAGCUUCGCGGUGAACCGAAUCGCGUCGUCGCUCACGGUGAGGCGCUCGCUCGCGUCUCCGUCGGUCGUCGCGCUCGCGGUCGCGCUCGCCGUCGUCUCCGCGCGCGCGGGCUCGACGAGAGAGGGCUCGACGAGAGAGGGCGCGCUCGGCUGCGUCGAAGUCGAAGUCGCGCGCUGCGACAUGGAAGGAAGACCGCGCGGAAGGGAGUGCGCGCGGUGGGGGAGGGCAUCGACAGAAAAAUCUGGACUCUCUCGCGCUUGCGCGCGCGUCGUUUACGUUUUAUCCUCUCGGAGGGCUCGAUCGCGCGUCGUCGUCGCACACCCGAGCGCCCCGCGACGGUCGUCCCCUCGAGAUGA